UCCAGACUGUCAGGUUGUGGAAUCACAAAGGAAGGCUGUGCUUCUCUGGUCUCAGCUCUGAAGUCAAACCCCUCACACCUGAAAGAACUGGAUCUGAGUAACAAUCAGCCAGAGGAUUCAGGAGUGAAGAAACUCUCUGCUUUGAUGGAGGAUCCACAAUGUAGACUGGAGACUCUGAGGCUGUCAGGCUGUCUGGUCACAGAGCAAGGCUGUUCUUCUCUGGUCUCAGCUCUGAAGUCAAACCCCUCACACCUGAAAGAACUGGAUCUGAGCUACAAUCAUCCAGGAGACUUGGGAGUCAGACUGCUCUCUGCUGGUCUGGAGGAUCCACAUUGGAGACUGGAGAAACUCAAUAUGGAUCAUGGUGGAGAGUGGAGGUUGAAAUCAGGACUGAAGAAAUAUGUCUGUGAUCUCACACUGGACCCAAACACAGUAAACAGAAAACUCUCUCUGUCUGAGGAGAACAGAAAGAUGCUGUAAAUACUUUACUAAACACAGACCACCAAAGCCAUUGGAUUGAUGUGACAGUUGACCGUCCAACAACAGAAACUUAGUGAACCUCCUCCUGUUAACUGAUCUACUAACCAUGAAGAAAGAGAACCAUGUAG
This is a messenger RNA of Esox lucius (northern pike), 608 nucleotides long. RefSeq names its product ribonuclease inhibitor. The transcript is spliced from 5 exons. Lineage: Eukaryota; Metazoa; Chordata; Actinopteri; Esociformes; Esocidae. The record is from RefSeq and is a predicted model, not a curated record. The annotation marks the transcript as partial. Gene Ontology annotation, molecular function: protein binding.